Penicillium argentinense is the source of this 2010-nucleotide messenger RNA. Its product is annotated as CCCH zinc finger protein. The coding region runs from base 1 to 2010 and encodes 669 amino acids. Gene Ontology annotation, cellular component: nucleus. The transcript has 2 exons. NCBI's taxonomy places the organism in Eukaryota, Fungi, Ascomycota, Eurotiomycetes, Eurotiales, Aspergillaceae. Gene Ontology annotation, biological process: box C/D snoRNP assembly. The record is from RefSeq and is a predicted model, not a curated record. Gene Ontology annotation, molecular function: RNA binding; metal ion binding.
AUGAGUUCCCAGGGGUUUUCGUUCCCUCCACCACCUCCUCCUCCGCCCGUCCAGGUCUCCCAACCCGCCCACCACCCGCCCAAGCAUAACGGCCGCGGCGGCGGACGAGGACGGGGGCGAGGCCAGGGAAAUCGAGGUCGAGGCGGGAAUCACUCGUCGAACGGGAGUCGUCCUCCAUAUGCCUCGACAAAUACAACAGGAUACAACUACGCGCAGGCCAACUAUGGGUAUCCAGCUCAACCAGUGUCGGCGACGUCGUACAUGCCUGCGCCCCCGCCCUAUCCUCAUACGCAAACAAAUUUCGCAAGCCCGCCCAACCCGCCUACCUUCCAACCACCUCAAAACUUCCAUCAGCCCGCUGGAUCGGCCGCCUACACUCCGCUAUCACACUACACUGGCCCGGCCAACUUGACGCCCGCCGCAUCGUACCCUACUCCACAAAAUUCACCACCCUACCCGCCGAAUGUUGCUCAGCAUGCCUCCCCACCGAGUACUCCGCUGGUGAUGGGCUCUGUGCCGUGGGGCGCGGAUAUGUCUGCUGCAGCACCGACGCCGACACCAUACGGAGGAGCCACCCACGGACACAGUCAUGGCCGAGGGUGGUCGACUCACCCGCACAACCAUCAUAACCACGGGAACCACGGACCCAAAUCAAGGCCGCCGAACAACAAGCGUGAUCACUCCGCUGCCUUUAAGCCUCAGUCCACGGUCCCGCGAACGCCGGCCGCCCCGGCCGUCCCCAGCUUUGGCAACCCAUUGCCGUGCAAACCGCCGCCAGCCGUGGACGCCAGUCGCGACGCAGCUCGACGACCGCCUCGAAAACGAAAGCGCAAACACAAUCAGCUCGGCCUGACCCCGAAAACGGAGGAGCACGAGUCGAGCGAGGAAGAGGAGGACGGAGACGAGGAGUCGAAACUGUCGCAACCAGGCGCCGAGGCCGCCCCGCUGCAGUUCUCUUACAAGGGUAAAACAAAUAAUUUGCAAUCACCCGCCGACAUCCAAGCAUGGAUUGCAGAGCGGAAAAAGAAAUUCCCCACGCAAGCCCGUGUGGAAGAAAAGCAAAAGGCUGCAGAGGAAGCCAAGGCCGCCCGCGAAGCUACUCGACGAGAGAAGAUGAAUGAGCGGGGGAAAGCAAAUGGCAAGAGCGACAACAAAGAUAAGCAGAAAGAAGCCCGCAAAUCCAUCGACGCGAAUGCGGACCCGGCGUUGAGCGCGGCGAUGAAAGCGCAGCGCAAGGCGGACAAGAUCCGACGCAACCUGGACCGGGAGCAGAAACGCUUCGCUAAGGCCGAGGCGGAAGCCGAAGCGGCUCGUCUCAAGGUGGCUGCUCUACAGAAACAGCUGGGAAGUGGCAACAAUGAGGAAGAAAAUGGAGAUGCCGGCGAACCGAACGCCGACUCUGUGCCUGAGCCUCCAGCUGCCGACCCCAUGACCCUCGACCCUCCAGCCGUGGCAUUGACCCCCGCUAAUCCUGUUCCUGCAAAGGCUGAGCCGGCCAGCAUCAAUGCUGCCGGCCCCUCGCAGGACCUGUCGGAUCUCGAGAAAAGCGAUUGGACCUCGUCGAGCGGUAGCAGUGAUUCCGAGUCAGACUCCGACGAGAGCGCAAGCAGUUCGGACAGUGACUCGGAUAGCGACCGCGAUAGCGACUCGGCGCCGGAACAAGCCAGUUCGCGACGGCAGGGACCCGAGAAGGUCCCGCCGCCACCGCGCGAAGGCAAGAAGCAGCUCUGCCGACACUUUGCGCGCAGCGGCAAGUGUAAUCGCGGGGAGCAGUGUAGUUUCUCGCAUGAUGUGGCUGGGCGGGCCAAGGCGAAGCAGCAGAAGGAGAAGCAGAAGGAUAAGGAGAAGCAGGGGCGCAAGGGACUUUUACAGGCUCUACUCGACCGACAAAAAGAAGACGAGGACCGACGGGCGAUGGAAGUCAUCGUCUGGCUGGGACAGAAUGGACUGUUGGGGCCGACGAACGACCGUUCGGACGCCCCGCAGAUGGAGACCGAUAUCCCGGCCUAG